GAACUCUGAUUGUAGCUUUGCGUCUAAGGAGGCCCCCAUUGCCUUUGCCAGCCAUGACCCCUAUGAGCCGCAGUGAGUAUGUCUGCGUCUUUCUGAAAUUAUUUAACCAAAUACUUUAUAUUUUACAGAAAAACAUAUUGUUCUGUAGUUUGACAGACUGUUAAAACCACUUUCCUUAAUAAACUCUGCUGAAUGUUUUUAUAGCUCUGACCAAGAGAGCUCAGAUGCUCCCAGCAGUCAGUCUGUCGUUUGGCAUCAAACUGAACUGGAUUCCAUAUUUAUGCUACUGGAGGAAAAUAUUGUGACUUUUGUGAAGAAUGAGCUGAAGAGGUUCCUGAAGCUCCUGAGUCCAGAUUAUCCCGAUCACUCGGAGGGUCACCUGGAUAAUGAGGAGGUGCCGGAUGGGGAGACGGAGGAGCAGAGAAGGAGCAGGGAGUCAUUUCUGAAGAUUGCACUGAACUUCUUGAAAAGGAUGAAACACGAGGAUCUGGCUGAAUGUCUGCAGAGCAGGGCCCCUGCCUCAGAGUUUCGACAGAAGCACAGAACAAAUCUUAAGAAGAAGUUCCAGUGUGUGUUUGAGGGGAUCGCCACAGAAGGAAGCCCGACGGUUCUGAACGAGAUCUACACAGAGCUCUACGUCACAGAGGGAGGGAGCGGAGAGGUCAACGAUGAACACGAGGUCAGACAGAUUGAAACCGCGUCCAGGAAGGCAGAAAAUCAAGAAACAGCCAUCAGACCAGAAGAUGUUUUUAGAACGCCACCCGGAAGAGUUAAACCGAUUGAAACGGUGAUGACGAAGGGGGUGGCCGGCAUUGGAAAAACGGUCCUAACCCAGAAGUUCACUCUGGACUGGGCUGAGGGCAAAACCAACCAGGACAUCCAGUUCAUAUUUCCAUUCACCUUCAGGGAGCUGAACACGCUGAAAGAGAGAAAGUUCAGCUUGGUGGAGCUUGUUCAUCGCUUUUUCGCAGAAGUCAAAGAGGCCGAGAUUUUCAGGUUGGAGGAAUUCCAGGUUCUGUUCAUCUUUGACGGUCUGGAUGAGAGUCGACUUCCUCUGGACUUCCAGAACAACGAGAUCCUGACCGACGUCACAGAGUCCACCUCAGUGGAUGUUCUGCUGACAAACCUCAUCAGGGGGAAACUCCUUCCUUCUGCUCGUCUCUGGAUAACCACGCGACCCGCAGCAGCCAAUCAGAUCCCUCCUCAGUGGGUGGAUCUGGUGACGGAGAUCCGAGGGUUCACCGACCCGCAGAAGGAGGAGUACUUCAGGAAGAGGUUCAGAGAAAAGAAGCAGGCAAGGAGGAUCAUCUCCCACAUCAAGACAUCUCGAAGCCUCCACAUCAUGUGCCACAUCCCAGUCUUCUGCUGGAUCAUAGCGACGGUUCUGCAGGAAGUGUUGAUCAGAGACGAGGGGGAAAUGCCGAAGACCCUGACUGAGAUGUACAUCCACUUCCUGGUGGUUCAGACCAAAGUGAAAAGGGCGAAGUAUGACGUCCAGGCUGAGGCAGAUCUACACUGGACGCCGGAGAACAGAGCGAUGGUUGAGUGUCUGGGGAAGCUGGCCUUUGAGCAGCUGCAGAAAGGAAACCUGAUCUUCUACGAACCAGACCUGACGGAGUGUGGCGUCGAUGUCCGAGCAGCCUCGGUGUUCUCUGGAGUGUUCACCCAGAUCUUCAGAGAGGACAGAAGCCUGUACCAGGACAAGGUGUUCUGCUUCGUCCAUCUGAGCGUUCAGGAGUUCCUGGCUGCUCUCUAUGUCCAUCUGAGCUUCGUUAACUCUGGGGUCAACCUGAUGAUGGGAUCAACCAAAGUAUCAAAGAGAUCCAAAUCAAGACAGAAUGAGUCUUCAAGAGCAGACCUCCACCAAACAGCUGUGGACAAAGCCUUACAGAGUCAGAACGGACACUUGGACUUGUUCCUCCGCUUCCUUCUAGGUCUUUCCUUGCCAGCCAAUGAGAAGCUCUUGCGAGGUCUGCUGACAGAUUCAGUUAGCAGCUCACAGAGCAACCAGGAAACAGUUCAGUGCAUCAAAAAGAAGCUUGCUGAGAGUCUGUCUCCUGAGAAAAGCAUCAACCUGUUCCACUGUCUGAACGAACUGAAUGAUUGUUCCCUGGUGGAGGAGAUCCAGCAGUACCUGAGAUCAGGAAGUCUGUCCUCACACCAGCUGUCUCCGGCCCAGUGGUCGGCUCUGGUCUUCAUCUUGUUGUCUUCAGACAAAGAUCUCGCUGUGUUCGACCUGAAGAAAUACUCCGCUUCAGAAGAGGCUCUCCUGAGGCUUCUGCCUGUGGUCAAAGCCUCCAACAAAGCUCUACUCAGUUGCUGUAACUUGUCUGAGAAAAGCUGUGAAGCUCUGUCCUCAGUCCUGGGAUCACAAACUUCUUCUCUGAGAGAGUUGGACCUCAGCAACAAUAACCUGGGAGACUCGGGAAUAAAGAUGCUGUCGGUGGGACUACAGAGUCCACACUGCAAACUGGAAAGCCUCAGGUUAUCAGGUUGUGUGAUCACAGAGGAAGGCUGUGCUUCGCUGAUCUCAGCUCUGAGCUCCAACCUCUUUCUGAUGACUGAGUUGGACCUGAGCUACAAUGACCUCGGAGAAUGGGGAGAAAAGGUGGCGUCUACCAGCGGGAAGAACACAAUGCUGGAAACACUAAGGGUGCACCACAGUGGAAAGCAGUGGCUGAAGCCUGGUCUAAGGAAAUACUUCUGUGAACUGGUGUUCGACACGAACACAAUGAACCCAAACCUGAAGCUGUCUGAGGACUGCAGGACGGUGACGGUGUUGGAGGCGGAGCAGCCGUACCCAGACCAUGUGGACAGAUUUGGCUGGUGGCAGCUGCUGUGCAGGAACGCUCUGACUGGUUGCUCCUACUGGGAGGUGGAGUGGAGAGGAAGAGUUCAUAUAUCCGUCAGUUACAAAAGUAUCAAGAGGAGGGGAUUCAGGACGGACUGCAGGUUUGGAGAGAACGAGCGGUCCUGGAGUCUGAGCUGCUCAGACACCGUUGGGUAUUCAGUCUGGCACAACAACACGGUCACCACCAUCUCCUUCUCAUCUGCCUCCUCCUCCACGGUGUCCAACAGGAUAGCCGUCUAUUUGGACUUCCCUGCUGGAUCUCUGUCCUACUACAGAGUUUGCUCCGGCAGACUGGACCACCUUCACACAGUAAACACCACGUUCAAAGAAGCAGUUUAUCCUGGAUUUGGGUUCUGGUCAUAUGGCUCCACCUUGUCGCUCUGUUCUUAUCAGAAUUGCAAAUGUUUGGAAAGGACAGCACUUCAAGUCUAAAUUAAUUGUUUAAUUAUUAUUUUUUUUCAGUUGAAAAAGCAACAUUUUAAUUGAAACAUGCUGUUUCACGCUCGUGUUUGAAAAAGAGGGGGAAAAAAAAUCUAAUUGCUAAAUGUUAAACUAGCAUAAUUCCCGAAGAAGUCUAGAUUGUAAACACUUGACAGCUUGUUAGCUGUCGGCUGUUGCUGGCGUUAAUUUCCAUCUACUUUACUAAUAUGCAUUCUAUUAUUAGCUAAACUGCUAACUGCUAAAAAUAGACCUAAAAAUAAGAAAUGUUUUCUUGAAAUUAAAGUAUUUUUCUUUGAUUUGAGCAGGUAAAUAGGACUA
Molecule: messenger RNA, 3610 nt
Organism: Fundulus heteroclitus (mummichog)
Lineage: Eukaryota; Metazoa; Chordata; Actinopteri; Cyprinodontiformes; Fundulidae
Product: protein NLRC3-like
Exons: 7
Coding region: 281-3283 (1000 amino acids)
Molecular function (GO): protein binding
Source: RefSeq, a predicted model, not a curated record